CAUUACCAAAUACAGAGAGUCGAGCUACCGGAGCGAUGGCUGUAGCGGCAGCAGCAGCACCGCUGGAGUGUGUUUACGACGCAAAGCACGAGAGCGACACAGCCUCGGGAGAGACAAACACCGCGCGCGCACGGCUUUUUAACGCACAGGCAUUUACGCGCAGCGUCUGGAGCCCGUCAGGCUUCUCGCUACAUCGGUCCGCUUGACGUCUCCGUUCCUCGGCAGUGGAUCCGGAUAGGCUCACGCAGCAGAGACCGACCGAGCUCGAGCUUCUCGUGGAGGCAGAUGCGGUGGAAACCGGACCAUUUUAGUACUAUCUCACGUUUUUAGGCGCGCCGUUACUGGAAUCUUUAACGGCCCAGAAGUCUCCCCCCCACCGGUCCUGUCUCCAUCCAGCAGUGCUGCACGUAGAGGCGGGGUGGUGGUGGUGGAGGGAGGGGGGACCCGAGAGCAUCCCUCCAUCCCACCGAGUUUAUCCCUCCCUUUCUCCUUCUCGGUUACAGCCUCAUCAUAUACCAGAGCUCUAGGGGGGUUCUCAUCUAAUCCGGGGAGCCAGGGUGGGGGGGUGGAGGGAGCCAGCUUGUGGCCGCGGUAGACGCACCCUCCGCCCGGUGAGGCUGGGCUGAAAGCGCCGCUGUGCUGAAGGAUGCUGCGGGAGUAGAGCGGCUCAGAAGAUGGGGAAGGACCAGGAACUGCUGCAGGCGGUGAAGACCGAGGACCUGCUCACCGUUCAAAAACUGCUGCAAAGGCCCCGACCAGGGAAAGCAAAGCUCCUCGGCUCUGCAAAGAAAGUGAAUGUCAACUUCCAGGAUACAGAUGGGUUUUCUCCACUGCAUCAUGCGGCUCUUAAUGGGAAUCUGGAGCUCAUCUCUCUGUUGCUGGAGUCCCAGGCUGCUGUCGACAUCAGAGACCAGAAAGGUAUGCGGCCGCUGCACUAUGCCGCCUGGCAGGGGAAGGCGGAGCCUAUGAAGAUGCUGCUGAAGUCAGGCUCAUCUGUCAACGGCCAGUCAGAUGAGGGGCAGAUUCCUCUACACCUGUCAGCACAACAUGGCCACUACGACGUGUCAGAGAUGCUGCUGCAGCACCAGUCCAACCCAUGCAUUGUGGAUAACGCAGGGAAAACGCCUCUUGACCUGGCCUGUGAGUUUGGCAGAGUUGGGGUGGUCCAGUUGUUGCUGUCCAGUAAUAUGUGUGCUGCUUUGCUGGAACCUAAAAAGGGAGACACCACCGACCCUAAUGGGACAUCUCCACUCCACCUGGCUGCCAAGAAUGGACACAUAGACAUAAUCAGGCUGCUCAUUCAGGCCGGCAUCGACAUUAACCGGCAGACCAAAGCGGGCACUGCCCUGCACGAGGCUGCCCUUUGUGGAAAGACAGAGGCAGUGAGACUCCUGCUGGACAGUGGUAUUAAUGCUGCUGUGAGAAACACGUACAGCCAGACUGCGCUUGACAUUGUCUACCAGUUCACAGCAACACAAGCCAGCAAGGAGAUAAAACAGCUGCUGAGGGAUGCAUCAGCAGCGCUGCAGGUUCGGGCUCUGAAGGAUUACUGCAACAACUACGACCUGACCAGCCUCAACAUCAAAGCAGGAGACGUCAUCACGGUUUUGGAGCAGCACCCUGAUGGACGCUGGAAAGGCUGUAUCCAUGACAACAGAACGGGAAAUGAUCGAGUGGGCUACUUCCCAUCCACCCUGGUUGAGGUCAUCAGUAAGAGAACAGGUUUGGCCAGCACAGUCAUUUGCACUCAACAGUUUCAAAAGAUACCGCUGGUUCCCCCGGCGACGGUUGCCCCUGCCAACGCGGUAGUCAACGGCAACGACACCACGUUCCAUCAGAUCCAUAUCCUGCCUCCACCGCCUCCUCCUCCACCACAUUCCCAUCAGCCACUGCUUCCACUUUUCACAUCCUUUGGCUAUAACAGGUCGCCCGUGACAACUCCACAGGGAGACACACCCACUGCCCCAGGUUGUCGAGGCUCAGAGGCAAGUCCUCACAGUUCUCCCACCCCAUCCAGCGGGCCCCAUGGAGGCUCCAACGAAGAGAUCUGGGUUCUGCGCAAGCCGGUGGCAGGUGGAGAUCGCAGCAGUGUUGGGAGUUCUGGAAGUGUGACCAGCGUGAGGUCUUCAGGAAGCGGUCAGAGUGCCGGCAGCGCUGCACACAUCCUCCAUGCGCAGGCUGAGGGUGUUAAGCUUUUAGCCACGGUAUUGUCACAGUCUGCCAAAGCCAAGGAGCAUCUGAUGGAGCAGUCAAAGUCUGUGGACCAACCUGCAGGCUCUGCCAGCUCUUCUCGGACAUCAAGCCAAUCAGGCUGUCCACUCCAUGAAGCGCCGCCUUACGAUGCCACAGCAACCAGGAAGGGGGAGGGUCCAAUAGAAGGGAAGAGCUCAGAGGCCGUUGUCCAAUGGCUGAGCGACUUUCAGCUGCAGGUCUACGCUCCAAACUUCCUGGGUGCUGGGUAUGACUUGCCCACCAUUAGCCGAAUGACCCCGGAGGAUCUGACAGCCAUCGGGAUAACUAAACCAGGUCACAGAAAGAAGAUGACAUCGGAGAUCAACAAGCUAAGUGUCACAGAGUGGCUGCCAGAUCAGAAACCUAACAGCCUAGGAGAAUGGCUGUCAGCUAUUGGUCUCAGCCAGUACCACCAGGUGUUGGUGCAGAACGGUUAUGAAAACAUUGACUUUAUCACUGACAUCACCUGGGAAGACCUGCAGGAAAUAGGGAUCACCAAACUGGGUCACCAAAAGAAGCUGAUGCUGGCAGUGAAGAGACUGGCUGAAAUGCAGCGCAGUUUAGAUGGGCGGGGCUCCCUCAGAAAGAAGCCCCCGCCAAUCACACAGCAGCAUGAAGUCAUGUCGAUGGACAGCCCGCCACCGGACGAGGUCAUGUCUCCAAAGAUGAGCACCUUCCAGGACAGUGAGCUGAGCACAGAGCUACAAAAUGCAAUGACCCAACCAGGUCAGGAGGUUAAAGUUCAGCGAACACGCACCCUCAGCAAAGACCACGAUGAGGCAACUACAGGAGGAGGAGGAGGUGGGCCACCCAAGAAGGAGGCGAGGACUAUGAGGCAGCAGAGCAGUCAGGGAAGCACCUCCUCCCACAGAGGCAGCGUAUCCUCACAAGGCAAACAUCGUCACUCCCAUUCUCACUCCCAGCCUGCACCUCCUUACACACCCCCUCACACACCUACCAAGACCAGGACUUCAUCUUCCUCCUCCACCUCCUCUGUUCAGAGCACAGCUUCUCCUCAGACCAAGCCCAAGCCACCUCCCCAGUUAGUGCAAGGGGAGGGACCUCAGUCGCCACGUUCGAUGUCUCCAACCCACCGCGGAGCUCCAUGUCAGCUCCCCCAGCAGCAGCCUCAAGUCCAGUUGCAGCACCAGGCGCACCCUCAGCACCACCAGCAGGCACAGGUGAUGGAGGUCAGAGAGGGCCAGCAGCCACAGGUCCCUCUCCUCUGUCUGCCACCUGAGGCUGAACUGGCUGAGGCAGACAGAGCAGAACCCUCAGCUCUCCAGAAGAAACGUGCUCACAGCCUCAACCGGUACGCCGUCUCAGAUGGGGAGUGUGAUGAGCAGGAUGGAGGAGGAGGACGGGGUGAGGGAGAAAAAGGAAAAGAGGUAGCAGGUAAGGCCUCUACGGUCGCGAGACCAGACGGAGGCAAAUAUGCUACUGUGACCCACCGUGUGAGCCGCAGCCACUCAGUCCGCAACCAGGACAAGACCGCCAACCGCAACCAGACCCAGUCCUUCGCCCUGCGUCAGAAGAAAAAAGGUCCACCCCCACCGCCUCCCAAACGCUCCAGCUCUGCUAUCUCCAGCUCCAACUCCAACCUGACGGAGGCCAAUGCACAGCCGCCGAUUCUCACCACCACGGGAGGGAUGUUGGACGUGCCUUACCACCAACAGCGGCGGGCCAGUGACCUGGGGAUGUCCGUGGAAACGGCUGCCGUGGAGACGAGCAGCGUGGGGAGUGUGAGGAGCAUCGCCGCUAUGUUAGAGAUGUCCUCUAUAGGAGGCGGAGCCAAAGGCAUGGCACUGCAGAAGAACCUCCUCCAGGUUGGAAAAACACGUGAUGCCAUUGGUCUCGAUGGCGAAGUGGUGAACCGACGGCGGACCAUCAGCGGUCCCGUUACUGAGCUGGUGGCAGCUGCCAAGUGGGACCAGACAACAGCGCCCGCAUUACCUCCAACCUCCACCCAACCUGAAUCCCCCCCUCCCUCCGUAAAUUCCUCCUCACCCCAACCUCCGUCCUCCCCCCACCCAAGCUCAGGGGGCAGUGGCAGCUCAUCAGAGAACUUGCCGUUUGCAGAGGAAGGAAGCCUUACCAUCCGUCGACAGGGACGAGGAGAUGGAGAAGGACAGUGUGUAUUUUGUGUUUGCCUGCAGGGUGACGGCCAGGGUUCCCCGGGAGAUGCCCAGGAGGAAACAGUUGAAGCUACAGCGACCCUGAAGCGACGACCCCGCAGUUCCAAGGCCCACCCCAACGGAUCGGACUUCACACUUCAGGAGUCAUCCACCGUUAAGCGACGACCCAAGAGCCGCGACAAGGAGCCCGAGGGCUACGCAGAGCUGGCUGCAGCUAACGGAGAGGCUGUGGGCACCGGGCAGCCCAACACCACGCAGCCAGUCCCUUACCAGAACGGUACGGCUACCGUGAAGCGCCGCCCACCGUCUGACGCUGGAGUGACGGAACAACCUCAACCUCAACCUCAACCUCAAGUGACUGCAGCUCCUCGUAGGAACAGUGUGGACCAAGGAGCUCCAGCGCCAAAUGAAGGAGGUCCUGCGAGGAAACCAAAGCCUCCAGUUUCCCCGAAGCCUGUCGUGGCACAGAUAAAGAGACAGGGAGGCCCUCAGAUGCCCCCACAGGCUGCCCCCAAUAAGAGAGUCCCUCUGCCAGGCCCUGGGACCCCUGGAAGUCCAGUGGAAGGUAAGAAGAUCCCUCCACCAGUUUCUCCCAAGCCAACACCCCCGCCCACAGCGCCCAAACCAGCCAAACUCAUCCACUCCAUGACCAGCCCCUCCUCCACAACCCCGGCUCCUGCUCCACCCAAGCACCCCUCUACAAUGCCCCGUCAGACCAGCUCACCUCCCUACUUCCUGCCAUCCAACAAUCCCAGCCCGCCAAACGCCAAGCCGACAAGCCCUGCCUCUCAAAGCCCCCACACGCCACAGACCCCCACGACGCCGCAGACACCCCAAACUCCUGCCACUCCCAGCCCCACCCUGCCACCCGUCAAGCCUCCCCGCUCCUCUAUUGGUGGCGUGUCAGUGGACAGUGGAAUUGCGGGGGGCGGGUUCACCCCGCCGGCCACAGCGACAACAGACUUUGGGGUUGAUUCUUUGGUGCAUCAAAAGCUGGAGAAGACAAGCGCAUCGCUGGCUGCUGCUCUGCAGGCUGUGGAGGAUAAAAUACUGCAGCAUGAAGACUCUGUGGCUGAGCAGAAAACCACCGUGAGCAUCCUCGACGACAUCGGCAGCAUGUUCGACGACCUGGCCGACCAGUUGGACGCCAUGUUGGAGUAACCACAGAUACCAAUCAGCGGGUUUCCACGGCAACACUGCAUCAGGAGUGACUCAUAUAGCACAAUGGGCAGCAUGCCUCUCUUUCUGUCUCGCUCUCACUCUUUGGCUCCUCUUCGUCAUCCUCCUCUUCUGCCGUGCUCAUCCUUUCUUCGCUCUAAAUUGCAGUUCCUCCAUCUGUCCGCUGCUGCUGCUCCUGAAAAACCUCCGUUCAUCCCUUCUUCUUCUUCUUCUCAUCUCCUUUCGCUUGAUGCGAGAAUGAUGGAGCAGCACUGCAGGCCUAUGUUGCAGACAGAAUGAGUGGAGAAUGGAUAGCAAAAGGGGCACUAAAAAGGGAGGAGGAGUGGAGAAAAAAAGACCAAAUGACUUAUUGGGAGAGAAAACAAAAGAAGACUGAAGAUAAGGAAAUGUACCAAAGUGGAGGAGACUGCAAUCAAAACAUGAGUCUUUCAAGAACUCCACACAGACUCUUUAGGCGAACAAAUACUAAUACUGAUUGAAAACCAACUGUGUACUGACUCAUAGUAUGGUAUGUGUACAUUCUAAGCAUGGAGAGUUUAUAUCUACUGAAAAAGUCCUGCAUUAGCACAGUAAUAUAUGAUAUACCGAUGAAUAUAAAUCUCUAGCUCUUUGGUUUAAUGUCUUGAUUCUGUGUGGAAUGGUGACCUCUGGUGUUGUGACGAUGUAAAUGACUUGGUGGAAAAUUUCUUUAUUUGUGACCAAAAUGAGACUAUACAGCUCCCGAGAGGUGUGUGUCUGUGUGUGUUUGUGCAUGUGAGGGUGAACGAUAGUGGCGGUAUGACAAAUGUGUAUAUGUGGAGUUUCAGGAUCAAAUUUCCGGCUGCAUCUCUGUCACAUCCUCUUCAUUGCCGUGCACAUACACACACAUGUACAGAGGAGAAGCACAAUGACCCAUGCAACUGGCUUGCACACACACACACACACA
Molecule: messenger RNA, 6471 nt
Organism: Melanotaenia boesemani (Boeseman's rainbowfish)
Lineage: Eukaryota; Metazoa; Chordata; Actinopteri; Atheriniformes; Melanotaeniidae
Gene: caskin1
Product: CASK interacting protein 1
Exons: 24
Coding region: 675-5528 (1617 amino acids)
Molecular function (GO): protein binding
Source: RefSeq, a predicted model, not a curated record